AUGGCUCUGCAAACUCUUUUGCCAUAUUCCCUCCUCUUAGGUGCCGCGCUGGCGAACCCCCAUCUCAGUCGACGACAGGAUGGCCCUGUCGACCCUGGCACGGCGACAGAUUGUACCUGGUAUGACACUGCUCUCGACAAGACCUAUACGUGCCAGUGGUUCGAGUUCAACUGGGGAUUGUCCCACCAGGACUUUGUGUCCUACAAUCCCUCAGUCAAGGACGACUGCAGUGGCAUCAAGGUAGGUAACUCCUACUGCGUCGAGGUCAAUCAUGGCACGCCUCGUCCGACCACCACCACCCCAACUAGCACGGCCACGCCGAAGCCCUCUCCGACGCAGGACGGUCUGAUUGACACCUGCACGACCUUCUACAUGGCCGUAGCAGGUGACACGUGCGACAAGAUUGUCGCCAAGUACGGUACCUUCACGUCAGCUGAAUUCCUCUCAUGGAAUCCUGCUGUCGGCGCGGACUGCAGUGGCCUCUGGGCAAAGACAUACUACUGCGUCGGCAUUCCCGGCACGCCAACCACCAAGCCUUCAACCACGGCGGUUCCGACAGGUGUCCCCUCGCCCACGCAAUCGGGCCUCAUCUCCACAUGCAACAACUUCUACAUGGCUGUAGCAGGUGACACGUGUGACAAGAUUGUCGCCAAGUACGGCACCUUCACGUCGGCUGAAUUCCUCUCAUGGAAUCCUGCUGUCGGCGCGGACUGCAGUGGCCUCCAGGCAAAAACAUACUACUGCGUGGGUGUCCCCGGUACUCCAACAACUAAGCCGACCACCACCCCAACAACAACUCCCACUGGGCCGUCGCCGACGCAGACAGGCAUCAUCUCCACCUGCACUCAGUACCACAAGGCUGUGGAUGGUGAGGACUGCGCGGGACUCGUGAAGCAAUACGGCACCUUCACGCUGGACCAGUUCCUGUCCUGGAACCAUGCCGUGGGAGCCGACUGCAGUGGCUUCUGGCUAGGAUAUUACUACUGCGUCGGUGUGCCUGGUACUCCAACAACUAAUCCGACCACCACCCCAACAACAACUCCCACUGGGCCGUCGCCAACACAGACAGGCAUCAUCUCCACCUGCACCCAGUACCACAAGGCUGUGAAUGGUGACGACUGUGCAGGACUCGUGAAGCAAUACGGCACCUUCACACUGGACCAGUUCCUGUCCUGGAACCAUGCCGUGGGAGCCGACUGCAGUGGCUUCUGGCUGGGGUAUUACUAUUGUGUUGGGGUCCCUGGAACACCGACUAAGCCCCCCACGACAACCACCGCAGCCGGCUGCGCGAAUGCGCCGACGCCGACCCAGCCUGGCGCCAUUUGCGCAUGUAACAAAUGGCACAAGGUGGCUAAUGGCGAUGAUUGCGUCACCAUCGAGAAGCAGUACGGCAUCAGCGCGGCCAACUUCAAUAAGUGGAACCCGCAGGUGGGAACGAGCUGCUCAACUCUUUGGCUGGGGUACAAUGUCUGUGUAGGCGCGUAA
Messenger RNA from Aspergillus pseudoviridinutans, 1485 nucleotides. Its product is annotated as LysM peptidoglycan-binding domain-containing protein. The transcript is spliced from 3 exons. The coding region runs from base 1 to 1485 and encodes 494 amino acids. The record is from RefSeq and is a predicted model, not a curated record. NCBI's taxonomy places the organism in Eukaryota, Fungi, Ascomycota, Eurotiomycetes, Eurotiales, Aspergillaceae.